AUGUUAGUGCAACUAAGAGCCACAGCAUUGUAUGCUAUCCUGGACCAGAUAUCACGGAACUCGACUGCCGCUGGCGUUCUAGUGGGUUCUGAAAGUGAAGAUGGAUUGCUUGUUGCAGAUGUCUUUGAAUUGAAAUGGCUGGGUCUGACCAUAGACUACGAUAACUUAAAUAAACGACUCAGGUUACUACUGGCUGUAUCUCCUACUGCUUCGUUGGUGGGGCUUUACCUGAUAAAUGGAAAACCUCCACAAGCUGCAAUUGAUGAUUUCAGGCAGAAUGGGGACAGACUACCGCCUAUUUAUGUCUUGUUCCAAGAAAAGGACGUCCAGUGUUUUGCAUCAUCAAACCAUACACCUGUUCCCUUUACCAUCCUAGCAGAAAGUACAGAAACCAUUGCUACUGGUACACUACAUUCCCAUGCUAAUUAUACCCAAGACGAACCAGAAUUGACUCAGGUAUCUGAAGAAGCGGUGGUAUACUCGUUGGAGCAACUUGAACACAGAGUGAGGCAAUUGCUAGCUACCGAUAACCUAUCACCAGAUGCAGAAAGGGACUUGGUGUACUUAGCUAAUAAGCUUUCAUCUGCUCCAGAAAGUAAAGGAGGAGAUCUAGAAUUGGUUUCCUCACGAUUGGCAGUUCUCACCAACCUGUUAGCUGUGGCCAGAGCAGCAAACGUGCACUUUGCACCAAGAGCUGGAAGGUAG
This is a messenger RNA of Candidozyma haemuli, 705 nucleotides long. RefSeq lists its product as uncharacterized. The transcript has a single exon. NCBI's taxonomy places the organism in Eukaryota, Fungi, Ascomycota, Pichiomycetes, Serinales, Metschnikowiaceae. The record is from RefSeq and is a predicted model, not a curated record. The coding region runs from base 1 to 705 and encodes 234 amino acids.